This is a messenger RNA of Lentinula edodes (shiitake mushroom), 1194 nucleotides long. RefSeq lists its product as uncharacterized. Lineage: Eukaryota; Fungi; Basidiomycota; Agaricomycetes; Agaricales; Omphalotaceae. The coding region runs from base 1 to 1194 and encodes 397 amino acids. The record is from RefSeq and is a predicted model, not a curated record. The transcript is spliced from 5 exons.
AUGUCAAAAUGUCAAACAGGACAGUUCGCGCAAACAUUGGACCAUGCACUGAUUCGUAUGGGCAACCUUUCCAAUCUAGAAAUAAAGGGGGUUGUGCUCGACUCCGGUUUCACAAGCCUCCUACAGAACCUGAAGCAAUUGAAAGAAUGUUCACUGGAGAGGGUUUGCAUGGAUAACGCAGGUGAAUGUAGGCCAAUGGCGUUGUUAGCAGUGGAAGACCUGAAGCUCGUUAGUACUUGCUGGCAUGGCAGGAAUUGCGACAGCAAAAUCAUUCGGGUGUGCUUGCGUCUGAAAAAGUUGAUGAUUAGUUGGCACGCAGACAGGGCCAACGAAAUGGAUUGGGGUGAAAACUGGACACAAACUACAUGUUCGACGCUGGCAGUAAUCGCCACCCGACUGGCUUGGCCAGCCCGAGGGGAGGAACUGCGACGACACCAUGUAAAGUUCAUCAGCAUGCUGAGAAUGUUUCCGAGUGUCAUUGAGCUACACAUUCACAGUAGCAUUCCGCCGUUUUUUGAGACGGACACAGAGAAGAAGCCAAUGUUGGUGAAGAUGGUCAAUUAUCGGGGUCCAAUUCACUUCCUGAACUUGUCACAGGCACUACCAAAAGUACGAAGCCUCAAUUUAACUGACUGCGGUCUUCUGGGUCAACAUUUCAGAGAGGAGACAUUACAUGUAGAAGAAGUGAGGGAGUUGACGUUGGACAUAUUCAGUUGUGAAGAAGAAAUAGUAUGCCGACUAAUUUCAGUCAUGUGGAAGUUAGAAAGACUGAAGGUCAACAUUAGUGAUGAUGUUUCUGAACAGCGCGUUGAAUUAUGUGAAUACGGGUUGUACGACGACUUCACGAACAUGGAUUGCCACCAAAUGCCACAUUUAAACCUCCACAAUCGUUCCCCGAGGAUAAUCACUGCCAAUGAGGGACAGCGAUGUUUCAAAACGAAAAAUGACGGCAGACUUAACAAUAUCAAUGUACUCAUCUACAAAGCACACACUCAAAUUAAGAUUCAGUUUAACAGAGAAAUUGACAAUGGAAAGCAUACGGCGGAUGUUGAGAAGUUCUUCGCUGGAAAGGUGAUAAAUGGGCAACACCAAUGCAGUAAGGGUUGUCAAUUGAGAGAGGUGGGGAAGCAGUUCGAUGGGGCCAAUAUGCGUAGGAAACGAGGGCAACGCUCCCUCGAUUUCGAACACAUUUAG